This is a messenger RNA of Seriola dumerili (greater amberjack), 2721 nucleotides long. RefSeq names its product ubiquitin specific peptidase 30 (gene usp30). The transcript is spliced from 13 exons. Gene Ontology annotation, biological process: protein deubiquitination. Lineage: Eukaryota; Metazoa; Chordata; Actinopteri; Carangiformes; Carangidae. Bases 184 to 1620 code for a protein of 478 amino acids. The record is from RefSeq and is a predicted model, not a curated record. Gene Ontology annotation, cellular component: cytosol; nucleus. Gene Ontology annotation, molecular function: cysteine-type endopeptidase activity; cysteine-type deubiquitinase activity.
UGCAACAUGCGCAGACAGAUACGGAGUCAGGUUUAACAUUAGGAUACUGUUACUAAACCUGCAAACGGACACACAAAGCAAUGAUAUAUUUCAACUGUGUUUUUAGAUAGCAUCGUGGAUAUUUCUUUAUGGAGGCGACAUAGUUCACCGAGGGCAGUCUGACCUCGGUGUUGUCGAAACAAGAUGAUUAAGAACUGGGGCGUUAUUGGUGGGAUAGCUGCUGCGAUUGCAGCUGGAGUAUAUGUUUUGUGGGGCCCAAUUACAGAGAGAAAGAAGAGAAAGAGAGGUAUGGUUCCUGGUCUGUUGAACUUGGGCAACACCUGCUUCCUGAACUCUUUGCUUCAAGGUUUGGCAGCGUGUCCGUCCUUCAUCAGGUGGCUGGAUAAGUUUUCAGGUUCACCUACAAUCCAGUCAUGCAAAGACAACCAACUGUCCAUGACGCUGCUACAGCUUCUCAAAGCUCUGUCCAGUGAUGAGCCUGGGGAGGAGGAUGUACUUGAUGCUGGAUGCCUCCUCGAUGUUCUCAGACUGUACCGGUGGCACAUCAGUUCAUUUGAAGAGCAGGAUGCACAUGAACUUUUUCAUGUCCUUACAUCUUCCCUGGAGGAGGAACGGGAUCGUCAACCUAAAGUCACUCACUUGUUUGACAUGCAGUCCCUCGAGAGUCUCCCUGAUCAAGAUGAGAAAACUAUGACCUGCAGAAGUCGAGCCCCGCUUCAUCCAAUACCAAGCCCUUGGAAGUUUCAGCAUCCUUUUCAUGGUCGUUUAACGAGCAACAUGUCAUGCAAGCGCUGCGAACAGCAAAGUCCGGUGCGGUAUGACUCAUUCGAGAGCCUCUCCCUGUCCAUACCUUUACCUCAGUGGGGUCGACCUAUCUCUCUAGAUCAGUGUCUUCAGCAUUUUAUCUCCUCAGAAACCAUCAAAGAAGUGGAGUGUGAAAACUGCACAAAGCUUCAACAAGUGACCACAGUAAACGGGCAAGUUCUGGAAAGUCAGAGGACAACAUUUGUUAAACAGCUUAAACUGGGAAAGCUCCCCCAGUGUCUCUGCAUCCAUUUACAAAGACUGACGUGGUCCAGUGAAGGAACCCCUAUCAAAAGACAGGAGCAUGUGCAGUUCACAGAGUAUCUAUCAAUGGACCGCUACAAACACAACGUUUCCACACAGAGAAAUCAGCGGACCAUGUGUGCUCCAAAGGUCAUGAAAGCAGAAAAUUCAGAAGAUGCCAUUGAAAAGCCCACUGCCAAUGGCACUGAUGCAGAGCAUCACAACAACAACAACAACCCUUUUUCUAAUGGAACCUGUUCAUCUUUAUUUCUUCACUCUCCUGCUGUGAACACACAGCUCGGCCUCACAUAUGACUACAGUUCUACAGAGUACCUUUUCCAGCUCACAGCUGUGCUGGUUCAUCACGGUGACAUGCACUCAGGACAUUUCGUCACAUACCGCCGCAGCCCUUCCUCACCCCGCAGCCCUUCACCCUUCAGCUCCCAGUGGCUGUGGGUGUCGGAUGACUCGGUGCGAAAAGCCAGCCUGCACGAGGUGCUGUCUUCCAACGCUUACAUGCUGUUUUACGAGAGAGUCCGAAGACUGAACCUCCCUUUGCGUUCAGAGGAGUAACCGGAAGCGUACGACCUCAAAGCCGGACGGACUUCUGGCUUUCCAGUCAAACUGUCACAGCUGUAUGUGCCAGUUACAACAUGAAUACCAUCAGGCGGAUUCUGACUUUGUGACAAUGAGGCCAGACAGGAAAGCCAUCCUAGAGUUAUUUUAGAGCUAAUUUUGCAUCAUGGAUCACAGCAAUAUGUUGAAGAUCAUUGUAUAAUGUUUAAUUCCAUGAGUGGACACUUGGCCUGCUGCUCUGAUUCAGAGUAGGACGCUCUUUAUCCCAAAGAUUAUGGACCUGCAGGAUUCUUAGUCAGAUAUCUUUCACACAUGUAACAGUUUCUGUCAUGUAACAUUUUAGCUUCUACAGGACAAAAAAAAAAACAGGAACACAUGACAAUGUAGUGGAUUCCAACUCUGCAAUACAUUGUUCAUGUGUGAAGUUUAUAGUGUUUCUGUUGUUGAGCCUGUCAGAGGUGUUGACUCAGCUCAACAGAAGUAGCUGAUUAGGACUUCAUGGAGAUGUUACUUGUUACGUAUUAUGAAAAGUCAAAUAGAUAAUUCCUUAACUCUGGUUCACUGUUGUCUAAUCUAAUCUAAUUUGCCUAAUCAUUCCCAGCAGUGUACGUUAACUGUAAUGGAAAUAAUGUUUCAAUUGAAUUUGAUAUUUUUCUAUGUUUCCAAUAAUCCUUAAACUGUCAUGAUUUGCAGAGCUGCACAGUUGAGGUUAAAGUGCCAUGUUGUCUUGAAGAGAUUUUUAACACGUUGAACCACGUCUGCUGCAACUGAUGUGAACAUACAAUAAGACCUCUUCUUAUUGUAGAAGAGAUGCUUCAGAGCCGCUUGGCAUGGUGACAGAUUAGUAAAGAUGUGCUCUCAGUUAAUAAAGCCAGGGUGUGACUGCAGGUUUUUUGAGCAAGUUAUCCUGAAUAUUUUUAACUCUGUAACUGAUGACUGCCAUUUCACUCUGACCAAACCAACUAAGUCAAAUUUUGAGAAAUGGCCUGGUGGAAAUCCCCUCGUUAAUGUUUGCGAUUUGCACUAAUGUAUAUUUAUGUGAGAUUGUGUGUAUUGUGUGCAAUCUGUUAAGGUGGUUGUUUUCAGAUAUUAAAAAUA